AUCACCGUCCAGGAACUACUGUUCUAUAUUACUCUAGUUUGUCUCGGCCUAACAACAAUCAGCUCCUUUGUGCUAAUUUUGCGGCACGCGGCUCACUAUACCAAGCCAAAAGAGCAACGACAGCAGAUUCGCAUAGCCGUGUUGCCCAUUAUAUACGGCAUUAUUUCACUCUUGUCUAUCCGCCUUUAUCAAGACUCUAUAUACCUCAAGCCAUUAACUCAGGUGUACGAGGCGUUUUGCGUCACGGCAUUGUUUUCAUUAUUCAUUGAAUACUUAUGUCCCGAAGAGGACCUCAGAUUCGCAUAUUUCCAAAACCUGAGGAUUGAAGAUAAGAAGGGAAAUACGUUGCCAAAUGGAGGCAUCAGGUGGAUCAAUGUUGGCUCAACCCGUAAAACAUGGAUAAUGGUUUUCCAAUUCCCUGUCACAAAGACACUAUCUGCCGCUGUAGAAAUUGCGACGCAGGCCGAAGGAGUGUAUUGCAUCAAUUCUCUGAGUCCAAAAUAUGCACACUUAUGGCUUCUCUUGAUUGACAUCUUCAUCAUCGGCGGCGCUCUCAGUGCAGUGUUCAAACUAUAUAGGCGAUGCAGAAGCGACUUCAAAAGGACAAAUCGUGCUUUUGGAAAACUGAUCACCUUCAAGGGGAUUGUCCUUCUGCAAUUCCUACAACAGAUUUUGUUUGGAUUCUUAAAUGGGCAGCUAUUCCACGCCAACAACACCCUGACAUAUAACGAUAUAUACUACGGCAUUCCAAUGAUACUUACAGCCCUUGAGGCCCUCAUUUUUUCAGUGAUAUUCCAUUGGUCUUAUUCGAAUAGAGACUACUUG
Messenger RNA from Trichoderma virens Gv29-8, 825 nucleotides. RefSeq lists its product as uncharacterized. The record is from RefSeq and is a predicted model, not a curated record. The annotation marks the transcript as partial. Gene Ontology annotation, molecular function: transporter activity. Gene Ontology annotation, biological process: transport. The transcript is spliced from 4 exons. NCBI's taxonomy places the organism in Eukaryota, Fungi, Ascomycota, Sordariomycetes, Hypocreales, Hypocreaceae.